Elephantulus edwardii (Cape elephant shrew) is the source of this 1891-nucleotide messenger RNA. It is a transcript of the gene MAPRE3, whose product is annotated as microtubule-associated protein, RP/EB family, member 3. Gene Ontology annotation, biological process: spindle assembly; protein localization to microtubule plus-end; regulation of microtubule polymerization or depolymerization. The coding region runs from base 167 to 1012 and encodes 281 amino acids. Gene Ontology annotation, cellular component: cytoplasmic microtubule; microtubule plus-end; spindle midzone. The transcript is spliced from 7 exons. NCBI's taxonomy places the organism in Eukaryota, Metazoa, Chordata, Mammalia, Macroscelidea, Macroscelididae. Gene Ontology annotation, molecular function: microtubule plus-end binding. The record is from RefSeq and is a predicted model, not a curated record.
AGUGCUCUCUACCCCCGCAGUCUCUGUGCGUUAAAGCCGGAGACCGCGGCGGCCUCUGCUAGGACCCUCCGCCUCGAGCCGCCGGCCGGAGCCGCAGCCGCAGCCUCAGCGCGCCGCCUGCCCCUCCCCGCCGCCUCCACCGGAGCAGCCUCGCGCACACUGGGGUAUGGCUGUCAAUGUGUACUCCACAUCUGUGACCAGUGAAAAUCUGAGUCGUCAUGAUAUGCUUGCAUGGGUUAAUGACUCCCUGCACCUCAACUACACCAAGAUAGAACAGCUCUGUUCAGGAGCUGCCUACUGCCAGUUCAUGGACAUGCUUUUCCCUGGCUGUGUGCACUUGAGGAAGGUGAAGUUCCAGGCUAAGCUCGAGCAUGAAUACAUCCACAACUUCAAGGUGCUACAAGCAGCUUUCAAGAGGAUGGGUGUUGACAAAAUAAUUCCUGUAGAGAAAUUAGUAAAAGGAAAAUUCCAAGAUAAUUUUGAGUUUAUUCAGUGGUUUAAGAAAUUCUUUGACGCAAACUAUGAUGGAAAGGAUUACAACCCUCUGCUGGCGCGGCAGGGCCAGGAAGUAGCACCGCCUCCUAACCCAGGUGAUCAGAUCUUCAACAAAUCCAAGAAACUCAUUGGCACAGCAGUUCCUCAGAGGACGUCCCCUACAGGCCCUAAAAAUAUGCAGACCUCUGGCCGGCUGAGCAAUGUCACCCCACCCUGCGUCCUCCGGAAGAAUCCCCCAUCAGCCCGGAAUGGCAGCCAUGAAGCCGAUGCCCAAAUCCUUGAACUCAACCAGCAGCUAUUGGACUUGAAACUGACAGUGGAUGGGCUCGAGAAAGAGCGUGACUUCUACUUCAGCAAACUUCGUGAUAUUGAGCUCAUCUGCCAGGAACACGAAAGUGAAAACAGCCCUGUCAUCUCGGGCAUCAUUGGCAUUCUCUAUGCCACUGAGGAAGGAUUUGCGCCUCCAGAGGACGAUGAGAUUGAGGAACACCAACAAGAAGACCAGGACGAGUACUGAGGGCAGCUCCAGCCCUGGCUGACUGCACGGCACCCUGUGCCCCCUCCCCAUGCUCACCCUACAUUAUAAACCUUUCCUGUAGCCGGUCGGCCGGGUGCUUUGUGUCAGUGCCACAGCAUUGGGAGGCCGGCAGACAGGGCUGGGGGGAUGGGGUAGGUGAGCAGGCAGGGGCCCACCCUCCUGUGGCACUGGCCUAGUGGGUGGCCGCUGCCCACUCCCACCCUUAUUUAUUUCCGUUGUCUCUAUGCUGUGUCGCCAACACUUCCCAGGGUGCUGCUGCCACCGCAUCCCCACCCCAGCCAGCCACCUGCUCCCCGACAGCCAGCAGCUGUAUAUUUGACAAAAUCAUUGGUAUAUUUUUACUUACUGGAUUAUCCUUGCACUUUACCUGUUCUUUCCCCAGGGCUGGUAGCCAGGCCGCAGGGCAGUGUGCCUGCCAUGGCUUCCCUUGCCCACUGAGGGGGCCAGGGGAGGACUCAACCAAUUAUUUAUAUUUUUUUUUCUUUUAACUCCCCAGAGGCUGAAGGGAGGGCUGAUGUCAGGGAGGGGGACAGAGGUGAGGGGGUGAGGAUGGGGCCAUAGGCCCUAGUGGUCAGGCGGAUGGGGGCACACACGAGAGAAUAGAGAUGACCUCCUGGCACUGGGCUUGUGCCCCUCAGCCCCCUGCCCCAAGCACUGAAGCCCAGCACUGCCCCGAGGCCCCAGUCACUCCUUCCUGCAGCUUGGUUCAUACCACACAAACUCAGCCCGGACCCCACUGUCCGUCCUCCUCCCAUCUGUCACCCUCCCCAGCCCUGCCCACUCAGACCACCCAGCCUGCAUAUGUGUUCAUUUAUUUAAAUAAAUGUGUGGUGAAAGUUCAUGCCAUGUCUUCCCUCA